GUCUGGCUAGCAUGCCUCUUCACUGCCACAUUCGCCCAACAACCCACUACCUGCAUCAAGCCCCAACCCACCUCCCAAGCUUUCUUCGUCAUGGGCUGCGGCAAGCCCAUCACCGUCGACCGUCUCGACCCCAUUGUCUCUCCCGGCCGCCCUUCUCAGCACCUCCACACAGUAAUGGGUGGUUCCGCCUUCGACUUCGACUUGGACUACAACAAAACGCAGACUUCCAACCGCACCACCUGCGCCGUAUCCAAGGACUUAUCCAACUACUGGGUACCCACCGUCUACUUCCACCAUGCGAACGGCUCCUUUGAAGCCGUGGAGCAAGUAGGCGGCAUCAACGUCUACUACCAAGAACGCAUGGAAUGGACCGAUUACUGCGCCGGUCGCGAGUUGCUCGCUUUCCCUCCCGGGUUCCGGAUGAUGGCAGGCGACACCACCCGCCGCGACUUCAACUCCUCCAAAGUCGAACAUCGCGCAAUCGAGUUCAUCUGCCUGCUAACCGACGGUCAGGAGGGUCUCCCUCCCUUUCAUGGGUUCCCCAACCGUACUUGCGACGGCGGCCUACAAAUCCGCAUCCGUUUCCCUUCGUGCUGGGACGGUGUGGGACUUGGCACUUUUUCUUCUUCCUCCAACUCCUCUGUCCCCGGUUCAAACUCAACAGCGAUAGCAAGCGCCUACAACUCCUCCCCCGUAACUUACCCAUCCCGCCUCGACACCGGCGUCUGCCCUUCCACUCACCCUCACCGCAUCCCCGCCCUGCUCUACGAAAUGACGUGGAACGUAGCUGCCUUUAACUCUUUCAGAUCCAUGGGAGAAAACCAACAGCCGUUUGUCUUUUCCAACGGCGACAAGACGGGGUACGGAUACCAUGCGGAUUUCUUCAAUGGGUGGGAUGUGAAUCUCUUGCAAAGGGCGUUGAGAGAUCCGAGCUGUGGAAAUGCAACGGGCGGAAGGAUUGAACAAUGUGGGACGUUCAAG
This is a messenger RNA of Neurospora tetrasperma FGSC 2508, 981 nucleotides long. RefSeq lists its product as uncharacterized. The transcript has a single exon. Lineage: Eukaryota; Fungi; Ascomycota; Sordariomycetes; Sordariales; Sordariaceae. The annotation marks the transcript as partial. The record is from RefSeq and is a predicted model, not a curated record.